AUAGAGUUCAAAAUGUGGACUGAAAAGUGUGCAUUUAUUUUACUCGCUAUAUCUCUAACAGGAAGCUACAGUGAGAACCAAAGACUUGAAUCACGGUUUUUGGGAACGCUCAACAGAUAUUACGUAUCCUCGUGGGGGCUCCUUGCUAAUGGCACUGAAUACAUUAAUUUAGUAAACACAGCAUCAGCCAUUGAUGAUCUGGAUCUUCUCGACGGGUCACAGAACGUCGCUAUAGUAAUUCAUGGACGAGGCAGUUCGGCCUUCAGCGAGUUUGGACAGUCGCUACGAUCAUCAUUUAUGACAAGCGACCCUGGCCUGUAGUUAUUUUAGUAGACUGGGCUGUAGUUGCUUCUAUGGAUUAUGCAACAGCAUUCAACUCCGUACCAUUCGUCGCCGACGAUAUCAUCGCUUUAAUAGUCCAACUGGGCGCUGCGAACAAGAUUGAUCGCAGCCUAGUUCAUAUUGUGGGGUUUGACAUUGGAGCGCACAUUGCUGGUCUUGUUAGCAGGGACUCGCGGGCUCGAGUACAGAGAAUAACUGGGUUAUCUCCCGCCGGCCAAAAUUGGGAUUCAUUCUCCCGUCGUCUACGAGCCACCGACGCUAAUUACGUCGAAGUCGUCCACACGGAUUAUUCUGGCACAAGGGCUUUUGGCAUCAGGGAGACGAUUGGCACAGUGGACAUAUUCGCGAACACUGGCACGAGCCAACCGGGCUGUGCCAAUAACCAGUGUAACCACGACCGAGCCUGGCAGUUGUUCGGGGCGACACUGGAUAUGGGUGGCCAUCUGAUGGGACUUAGAUGUGAAACUCUUGCGGAAAUGACGAGGAACCGAUGUGUUGGUGCACCCGCUGUGUCUUUGGGUACCAAUGAUUUAUUUAAAGUUGGAACUGGAAUUUACCGGGUCAAUACGGGCAGAGCGUAUCCGUACAACUCCUGAGGCGUUUCGAGAUUUAUUAACGUUACAAAUUGUGAUAAUAAAUGUUAAGUGCUCCA
Leguminivora glycinivorella is the source of this 994-nucleotide messenger RNA. Its product is annotated as lipase member H-B-like. NCBI's taxonomy places the organism in Eukaryota, Metazoa, Arthropoda, Insecta, Lepidoptera, Tortricidae. Gene Ontology annotation, molecular function: lipase activity. The transcript is spliced from 6 exons. The record is from RefSeq and is a predicted model, not a curated record. Bases 354 to 938 code for a protein of 194 amino acids.